UACAUUGCGAAAUGCACUCGGAUAUGGUUAGGAAUAAUAACGCGAUAUUUGACAUGCAAACGUUUGGCAAGGGAGGUGUUUGCUCGUCUGGUGGCUGUUUUCAUCCCUAUACUUAUUAUUCAAGAAAUUGGUAAUUUCUGGAUAUCAUCCCAUGAACUCAAUUUUCAUGGCACGUUUAGCACUAUUACGCGGAUUAUGUAGAAAAAUACUUUUCAUUGCAAAGGAAUAAAUUAUUUGAAAUCCUUUUCAAAGCGCUUGGCACAUCGUCAACGCGAUGCAAAGGUAUUUUGGGUUGUAUACAAAACGAAGCUAUGCCAAACAAAGUUCGAAAUUUCUGGACGAAACAGAAGUUUGAGCAAGUUCUCAAGCACGGAUCCCUGCCAUUUGCUGGUUCUGUACUGCGAAUAAGUUGCCAUUAUUGAGAAACAAGAAACUCGAGUAUCUUUUCGGCGGUAAUCAUUACUGAACUUCAGUAACGACUACCAGUUUAAAUUUUGGGCUUGACAAUAAUUUUCUGGGCUUGACUGUAAUUUGGAACACGUCUUUCCUUGAUUAAAUGGAUGAACCAGCCGAAGAGGGAUUUACUGAAAAGGAGAAUGACUCUUUUACUUCAGUCGCGACAGAAAAAACCAAUAUUACAGAAAGCGAUGGAGAUGAUGCAACCUCAGGCAAGGAAGUAAACGAAGCACUGCCAGAAGACAAAGAAUCAGCUUACAAAGAACCUGAUGAAUUAGAAAAUGACAGUGAUCCUGAAGAAGGAAAACAGGAUACAGAUUGCGCACAACUAGAGAUACCCAGAGGUGGAGAUCAAGACACCAUUAAAGGUCUCGAGGAUGAUGUUGCGACAGCGUUUGUAGAAAAUGAUGCUGACUUGGCCACCGGUGGCUUGCUCGACCAUGAAAUGUCAGCAGCGGAGAUCGAUGGAGAUGAAAAGGAUUCAAGACAAGAAACAGACGGAUUUUCAGUGGAAGAGAAAAUAUCUGGCACAACUGACCCAGAAUCGUCAAAUGAGCUCGAAUCUAAACCUCAGGGUUCUGUAUUGGAGGAAGAUUUGCCUACUACUUCAGGCAGGGAUCUACAGGACACCUAUUUACUAACUGAGCAUGAGGAUGUGGCAGACAAAAAUCAUCAACAAAAACAAGAAGAAGAAGAAGAUAUCUCGGUAAUGCCAAUAGAGUUGGAUGAGAGUAUGGAUGAAUUUCAAAAAUCUGAAACCUUCAAAAUGGUGGAAGAUAGCAUCUUAGAAAAAAAAGAUUCAAACUUCCAUGACGACCAGGAGAAUGAAGACCGUAGCAUAGUCGAAAAGGAGAUUGUAACUGAUAAUCUUGAUGAGAGUAAGGAUGAAUUUCAAAAAUCUGAAACCUCCAAAAUCGUGGAAAACAGCACCUUAGAAAAAAAAGAUUCAAACUCCUAUAACGACCAAGAGGAUGACGAGGAGAAUGAAGACCGUAGCAUAAUCGAAGAGAUUGUAACCGAUAAUCCUGACAGGUAUUUGCAACAACAUGAUAACAACUUCGAACAAAACGCUCAGGUAAACAAUACUAGUGAAGUGGAGGAUGCACCUUCACAUAUUGAUGGCGAGGGAAGCGAAGGGACCACAGAACACUUUGAUGACGUCGAAGGCCGGGAAAGUGGUUUUCAGGAAGGACAGGAGAAUUAUGACGAUGAGGAAAACCGAUCAAUUCCAGAAGCGGUUGAACGAGAUGGAAUUAAAGAUGAGGAGAAAAGGUCGGAAAUGGACAAUGUUUCAUUGCAUUCUGAAAUACACGACGAUGAAGGCGAUCUUGCGCGAGAUGAGGUACAAGAUAGUCAUUCAAAGGAGAGGGCCACUUACGAGUCUUAUUUGGAAGACGACUUCCUUGCAAACGAUAGAGUUUCAGGCGGUUUCUAUGGUGACGAUGACUUAUCAUCGAUAUUUUCCGAUGACGGUCGCGACAUGUCAAACAUACUUCAAGAAAACAGGAUCCUGAAAGAGGCCAUGAGCCAGCUUAGGAACGAUAACCCCGAUGGAUUCACCGACACCGUCAGCGAAACUUCAGAUGAAAUUGAUGAUUUUCAUUCGUACCCGUACGGAACAGGUACCGACCAUAAAUUGCAGACCAGCAAGUGGAUGGCGGACAAAGACUUAAGCGACGCAAGGAUCAAUGAGAUGUUGCGAGAGAAGAGGGAUAACCAGGCAAAAAUACGACAGAUUGAGAGAGAAAAAGCGAUCUUUGAACGAAGAUAUAGGCAGGACAAAAUAGAAAGGGAUUUCCUCGAGGAAAGAUUCAAUUUAAAGUCCUCUCAACUCGAGGACGAAAUAAGGAAUUUAAAACAAGAAAACCAACGGCUAAAACGAGGAAAUACACAAGGAAAAGUUACGACUUCAAGUCUUGGAGUAAAGAGUUUUGAAAGCUCAAAAGAACCGGGAAUUGCCUCCCUAAGUGAUGAUAAUAAUGGCUGCUCUCCCGGGAAAAAUGGCUACGCUUUAGAUAUCGCCAUCUUGGCGAAAGAAAAUGAGAAAUUAAGUGAAAUAAUAGACCACCUGCAAGACGCCCCCAUGAGUGAUCCACUCAACGACUUCGUUGAGAAUUUGGACAAAUAUGUUCCCAAAGAAGAAUACGUGAAGCUAGAAAAGGAAAAGCUUAAGUUAGAAACAGCAUUAAGGGAGAAGGAACGGAUGCUGAAGGAUCAGGAGAGAUUGAUGGAAGAGAUGAAAUUUGACUUAGAGGAAGAAAUGGAAAUCCUGAAAGACAACCUGAAAAAGGCAGAAAAUAAGAACAAAGAGAAAGCCAAAUUAUUGAGUCAGAAUGACAUUAAGAUGGUGGAUAUCAAAGCUAAGUUUACAGAAAAAGUAAGCAAGCUCGAGUCUAAAUUAGAACAAGAAGUUUUUAAGAAAGAAAAACUUGAGUCGGUUAUUGUCAAUCUGAAGAAGUGCAACAACAGCUUUGAAAAAGAAAUCCAUGACAUGAAUAAUCGAGUUGAAAAACUACAAAAACAAGAACUGGAGGUGGAAGCCAAGACUCGUCGAAAAAUGGAGGACUUGCAAGAACGCUUGAGAAAAGAAACAGAGGAAAAAAACAAGCUCAGUCGAAAUGUCGAAGCUCUACUACAAGACUUAAUGCAGCUGAAAAGUAAAAUGCUUGAAGAUUCGGAGAAGCACGCCAAAGAAAAAGAACUGUUAAGAGAAUCGGUUGAAACUGAGAAGGCAAGAAUAAUUGCAGGACGAGAGAACGAAAACUGGCGACUGAAGGCUGAACUGGAUGAGGAGAGGAAAAGAAAUGAACAGCUAAUUAGAAGAAUGGCAGAUAUUCCAAGAGAAACGAUCGCUUCUGUAAUGGAAAGCACGACGGAGUCGGGUAUUUUUGAGGGUGCUUUCAAUGACAUGGAACCAGAAGGUCUUUUAGAGAGCACUAUACAAGAAAAGCAGUAUAACGAGCCAGAGAGGGAUAACAUUGUUUCAGACAUGAAUGAAGGCCGCGCUAAAAGUGAAGAACGGUCAUGGAAUAGUACCACACUCACAGAAGAUAACAGCGGUGACACCAACAGACUGCAGAAGAAAGUCUUGGAAGUAACAAAAUACAACAGCAUUAUGAAGCGAAGAAAUAAAGAGAUAGAAGAAGAGAACAUCAAUUUGAAGGAAAAGAUAGAGAGGGUAGGUAGAGAUGUGACUAAGAUGAGAGAACUCGAGGAUAAAAACGAAGAGCUACAAGAAGAAAUUGCUCGAAACACAAAGAAGCGAAGCGAAAUGCAAAAGAAACUGGACGACAUGAUUGAAGAAAUCGAUGAUAUCACUAAAAAUCUGAAUAAAGUAGAAGGGAAUAAUGCCUAUCUCAGCGACGAAGUUGAACGGCUAACAAAGAAGAUCAAAAUGAUGGAGGAAGAGUUUGCCGAUGAGAAGUCCAAAUUAACAUCAUCUAUGGAACUGGACAAGAAAAACGCAAUCGAUGAAACUGAAAGACGUCUGGAAGAGCAAAAGGCAAGAGGCAAGAAACUGGACAAUGAAAUAGAAGAUCUCCAAUGCGAUAUAAGGACUCUUAAAGACGCAAAAAGGGCAGCAGAGGAGAAAUAUGUGAACGACACGAAAGAACUCGUUGAAAGGCAUAAUUCGGAGCUGGCUAAAGAACGAGAAAGGUACCGACAACUGCAGGAUGAGUUGAAUAACAACGCUGGAGCUGUUCGAAGGGUAACUGAGGAAUGGGAACAGAUGCUCCGAAGUGCUGUGUCCAGAUACGAAGACGACCUGCAGAAGAAUGAAGAUGAACGAAGGAAGUUGGCAGAUGAGUUUCAACGCCAGAAGGAGGCCAUGAAGUCUCGAUUUGAGAAAGAAAAAGCCAAGUUGGAACAACGCAUUAUAGAAAUUGAAAGAAAUGCAAGAUCACCACCAGACGCCAUUAGUAGUUAUCAAGAUCUACAAAUAGACCUCUUCUAUGACCAAGCACCUCAGGAAGGUUAUAGCGAGGACGAAAAUUAUGCCAUAAGAGAUAUUGCCGAGGCAAAUGACAAGAUAAAAGGUCUUCAAAACGAGAAGCAGAAACUUGAACAGAAACUAGCUCAAAUUCAUAAGCAGUACGAAAAACAAAAAACUGAUUUGGAAAAAAGACAGCGAGAGGAAACGCAGAAGCUCGAGGAGGCACUGAAAGAGGAUUUCAAAAGAAGAAUGGAAGAAAACAAGAAAUACUAUGAAGACCACUUAGACGAUAUCCGACGAAAACACGAGAAAGAGGAGGCAGAACUAGCCGAAAGAUUUAAAAAGGAGAAAAAAGAGCUGGAAGAGAAAAUAAAACAAGAUUUUUCGAAUAAUUUGUCUUCUAGGAGCACUGGUCUUGAAAACAAAAUACAAGAUCUCGUUUCUCAGAAAGUACAAGAGCAAAAAGACAUAGCAAAGAAAACGGAAGAAAAAUACAACACGGCACUUGCACAAAUGAAAACUAAGGUAAAAGAAAUGCAGAGUGAAAGGAAUGAAAUGAAAAGAAGAUUCGAAAGAGAAAAGAAUGUAUUGGAGGCCACGAUGCAGGCAUUAACGAAAGAGCUUGAAAAAGGAAAACAGGAAAAGAAGGAUCUAAAAAAGAAACAGAAAAAAGACAAAGCAGAAAUGGAGGAAGCUUUUGAAAAUGAAAAGAAAGAGAUGAGGCAGAUAUGGGAAAAGUGUAAACUUGACACAAUUAAUCAAAUCGAAGAAGAAUGGAUAGAAAAAGUGAAGAGUGAAAAUGCAAAAUCUGAAAUUUUAAGGGAAGAACUACGCGGAGAUUUUGAAGCAAGGAUGAAACAAAUGAAACUGAAGUUUAAAGCGGAAAAAGCAGAGCUUGAGAAACGGCUGGCAAACGCUACCUCUGAGGCUAACUCUCUUGCAGAAGCUAAGAAGGACAUGGAGGCCACCAUGGAAGAGGAUUAUAGGCGCAAACUGCAAAAGGAAAAAGAAAACAUUGAAAGCACACUACAAGGUCUCCGCCAAGAGAUAGCACGGCUGCGAGAGCACAGGAAACAACUACAAAGUCAAAUGUCUAACAGAGAAGGUCGCGCAAACGUCAGUGUUCCGUUAUCAAUGGAAAAUAAUGCACAAGUCUUGGCGAAGUUGGACAAUGAAUACCAGGAGCAGAUAAGGAGAGAAAAGGAACAUCACGAAGGCAGAAUGAGAGAAAUGGAGGAAGAGAUCGAAAAGCUCCAUGUCGAUCUUUCCCAAAUGAAGACCAAAGCCCGCCAAGAAAAAAGCAAGGUGAAAGCAGAAUUUGAAAGGGAAAGAGAAGAGAUGGAGGAGCAGUUCGAAAAAGAGAGGAGCGAGUGGCGGACGAGGAUGAAUUUUAUCGCAACGAUACAACCUGGGGGAUCACAAAGAAGAUCAGCUCACUUUGAGAGACGUUCACGCGAUCUGCGGGAGAGAGAAUUGUACCACAGCGAUAGAAAUCCUCACAGAAUGCAGCACAGUGGGGAAGCACGAAGUCAACAACAUUAUGAUGUGUUGUCUUCGACUGGGGAACUGUGUACUCGUAAAAUAGGGUUUUUCCGUCUCAGGCGGAAACGUACUGGUAGCAUCAAACGAUAUGGGGUAAAGACAAACACGAUGGAGAGUUCACAACAGAGUGUAGAAAAUUUGGAAGUUGAACUAGAAACGACAACUGGUAGCCUUGAAACACGCACGCAAGAGAAUUAUCGACACGAAAUAGAAGACAUAGUGAGAGGAUUUAUUAUUGAGAAAGACAUUUUGGCCCAGAGCCAUGAAGAGGAAAUACGUCGGAUGAAAAAGAGCUUUGAUCUGGAAAGAAAACAACUUCUGCAUCAGCUGGAAUUGGACAAGGACCAAAUGAUAGAAACUUCAAGAAUCACAGAAUCCACAGCGAAUGGUGUCGCUUUCGCCGUUUCGGAUACAGUUUCUCACGACACCGGUCAAAUUCGCUCUUUUUCAGGCGCGGAGAGCUUAGCGGGCGCACAGCGGUUGGGAAGCUUUCAACCAGUUUCUAAUGGGGGCCAUGAUAUUUAUGAUGUGGAUUCCAAUUUAAUACGCGAAAUCGCGGAGGUAUAUCUAAGAAUAAAUAAUGGUCCUUUGACCAGCCAGAUGCAUCCAGAACUAGACUUGGAGGAUAAAUAUGAGAGAGAAAGGGAGUCACUUGAGAGGACCUUCCACUUAGAAAAACGCGAGAUUAAGCGAAAAAUGGAGGAGGAAUAUCAACGCCGGUUAGAACAAGAAAGAAUGAAGUACGAGGCAAAUAUAGCCGAGAUGAAGACAACUGUUUCUGAGCUACAUUGGCAGAAGAGAGAAGCUGAAAACCACCUCCGUCACGAGAAGGAGAAAUGGGAAAUGAAUUCGGAAAGGGAUAAAAACGACAUCGAGAAAAAGUACUUGCAGAUGCUUCAAGAUACGCGACGAAAAUUGGACGAAAAGCAUGGUAGUGAGCUGGAGAAACAAAGAGAGAAAUACGAAGAAAACAUUUCUGACUUACAGAUGGAUAUUUCGAAGUUAACGUUACAGCUGAGGGAGCUAAACGAUAAUUUGAAUCAAGAAAAAGACAUAAUAAUGACCAAGUUCGAAAGAGAGAUAAAAGAAAUGGAGCAGGCUUUUUUAGAGCAGAGAAGCUCCUUAAAGGCUAAUUUCGAGGCAGAGUUUAUGAUGCGUCUUGAAAAUGAAACUUCACUUCUCAAAAAUAUCAACGUAAAGCUAAAGGAAGACUUGGAAAUCAUGGAAAAAGAAAGAAAAGAAAUGGAGAAGAAGGGUAAAGAAGAACGACGAAAGCUUGAAGAAAGGUUUGAAGAGGAAAUAUCGGAAAUGGAGCAGAGGUACUCUGAAGAAAAACGAGCUUUGAAACUGAAACUCGAAGAGAGAUACCAACUUGGACUUGUCAGAGAAAAGGGAGGAUUAGAGGAAACAAUUCAAGAAAUGGGCGAGGAAAUCGCGCUUCUGAAACAAGAGAAUGCGCAGAUGGAACUCACAUACGCCGAGAGGCGGGAAGAACUUCGAAGGCAGUUGGAGAUGGAGAGAGAAGACAUGAGACGAAACAUUACCAUUGAAAGGGAAGAGGUGCGCAUUCGAAUUGAAAAUGAGUUAUCGCAGAAGUUGAUGCUGGAAAAAUCGACUCAAGGCGAUAUCUUCCAACAGCACGAGAGAGAUGCACUCUUACUUAAAGCUAAGUGCGAUGAUUUUGAGCGACAGAUGUCGGCACUGACCCAGAAGCGAGAUGUGUUGAUACGAGACCGUGCAAGGCUCGAGGAAAAUCUGAGAAGCAAGGAGAUACGUCUGACGGAUAUGAACGAUGGACGGAUUUCGAACGCAGAGGGGUGGGACAGUGGCACCAAACUGAAGGAAAUAAUCCGUGAAAAAGACAAUGAACUGGCAGCUGUAAAGUACGAGAAUCAGCAACACGAACUGAGUCUGUCAGCGAUGAGACGUGAAAAGAAUGAUCUCCAAGACGAGAUAGCCAGCUUAAAGCGGCGAUUGUCUAACUCAACGGAGCUUUUUGACGUUAAAUUCGGAAGCAAUGAAAGCGGAAUGGCAUCUUUAGAGGAGAGUUUGAGAAGAAGGGAAGGCGAGGUGAGCUCUUUGCAAAGAGAGAAGUAUGAUCUUGAGAGUCGACUAUCAUCCAUACAGCGAAAAAAUGAAGAACUAGAAGAUGAAAUUGCAACACUGAGGCGCAAAAAGUUAGACGUUGAAGAUGAAAUCUCUGCUUUGAAACGAGACAAAGCUGAAUCUGACAGUCAAAUGGGAUCACUGAAGAGAGACAAAGCAGAUCUUGAAGACUUUAUCACCAAUCUAAAGAGAAAGCAAGGAGAAGUUGAAGACACCAUGUCUAUUAUAAAAAGAGAAAAGGCAGAACUUGAACACGAGAUCUCUAUCCUAAAACGGAAUAACACGACGAUGGAGAUUGAGGUUCACAGACAGUUCAACGAUCAACGAGAGAGAUCCCGUACUACGCAUCGCGAUCACGUCACGCAAGACAAAAUAACGCCGAGCGCUACGAGAGAGACCCUCUUCCAAUCACAAGACAGCUUUAUUUUAAAUAAUGGCGAUCACGGUUCUGAUCUUGAUAGGGACGCUGACAAAUUGCAAACGAAAGUGUCUGACUUGCUAAGGCAACAAAAGGACUUAGAAAGCGCCAUACGAAGAUUAAGCCAAGAAAAGUCUGACCUUGAGAGGGAUUUAAGAGUACAACUCGAGUGCCGAAGAAAUGUACUACAUCAGGCCAACGAAAGCCCUUUACAAGAAGAUGGCAAAGAGGACAUUUGGGUGUUGCAGAGACAAAAAGACGACUUGGAAAGGGUGAUAACCUCCUUAAAGAAAGAACAACUUAAACUAGAAAGUGCGGUUUCUCAGUAUCACAUACAAGAGACAAGUUUGGAAGGGAAAUUGAACGAGCUAAAGGAUCACAAGGCGAAGAUGGAGCUGGAAAUCCAAGCACUGAACCACAAGAAACAAACGAUUCAAAAAACGAUUGACGUUCAUCAGAGAGACAAACGAGAGGUAGAUGGGAAAAGAAAGUUGCCUUCUGGGAUCCCUCGACUCAAGACUGAUAGAACUCAGGAAGACAACAACACAGAUCAACAGAUUACUGACCUGCAACAAGAAAGGGAUGACUUGAAAAUGCAACUCGUACAGCUUCAAUCAGAAAUAGUCACAAAGAAUGUUCACUUCUCUGAAGAAGCCCUGCAAACUGAAGAAAAAGAAGUUCUAGAACUAACUAGGAUUCGCAAAGAGCUGGAGAAGGAGAUAACUCUUCUGAGGAGAAACAAGGCCGAAGUGGAAGCUGACAUCAUUGUCGUGCAAGAAGCUUUUAGGCAAAGAGAGAAUGACGUCGAUUAUUUACGAAAAGAGAGAACGGAUCUGGAGCUGCAGAUCACAGCACUAGAAAGCCAAAUCACACGGCUGGGAGCUGAAUGCUCUGUGAUUAAAGAUGAGCGAGACAAAGAUGAGAACGAGGUUGAUAAGCUACGCAGAGAAAAGGCUGAAUUGGAGAGAGACGUUUUUAGUUUACAAAGCCAGCAACGGCACCUUGAGACGAAUAUUUCAGUGGGCGAUGAGGCUUGGAGGAAAAAAGCCAUAGCAACAAAUGGACUGCAAACAAAUGUCCAAGACAUCACUAACAAUCUGGAAACUUUGGCGAGGCGAAAAGAAGAUUUGCAAGCAGAAAUAAUAAAGAUCAAAGCGACAAGAGAUCAAGAGGAAAGAGAGAUGCAACAACUUCGCAGAGAAAAGUCCGAAAUUGAGGUUCAGUUGUCCGUGUUAAGGGCGGAGUCUAACGAACAAGAACAAGAGUACAGGCCAGAGCAUGAAACGCAUGAUAAAGAGGGGUAUUUGGGAUCAAGGACUAACGACGUUCCUACCACACAGGAAGAACUAAAAGACUGGCUGAAACAAAAACAAGAUCUGCAGUCAGAAAUUGCAAAGAUCCAAACCCUGAAAAGCAACGAAGAAGACGAUUUGCUGAAUCUUCGACAGCAGAAAUCAGACAUGGAGAUGUAUAUUUACGAUUUGGAAAUUAAAAAACAGAGUCUUGAAAUGGAUGGGCUGUAUUCAAGAACCGAGAGACAAGAACUAAGAAACGCACCAGAUCGAACGGAAGUAGAGGUGGCUUUCACAAGCGAUCGCCAAUCGGAUAAAAGUGAGGUUGACAAUUCACAAAACUACCAUACUUCACAACAGCAUGUAUCACAUCAAACAACUCCAUUCUCAUCAUCAGAUAGUUAUCAGAUGACUUAUAAUAAUUCCGAUAACUCCAUCAAUAAUUCAUAUUUGCACAUCAAUCACCAACAACGCAGUCUUUCAUCUGAGACUCUCUCGACAAACCAAAACAGUUCUACACUCCACGAAGACUCCACCAAGGAAGACAACACCGUGGUCUCAUUGAGACGGGAGAGGAACGAGUUAGAAAGCCAAAUCUACGACAUGAGAAUACAGCUCACAAGACUGCAUGCAGAAGUGACGAGUCUGGAAAACAGAAGGACUGUUCUAGAAACAGUGCACCGGGAAUACGCUACCGUUGAUUUGGAAGUAAAGCUGACAAAAGGCCAUGUUGUUGGAGUUGACACUGAUCAGGACUGCAACACCGCAAGAUCUAUGACCGAGGAUGAGAAAGAUAUUUUAAUUCAAGAAUAUAAGGAUCAAAUUCGACAACUAAAACAGCAAAAGCUUGAAUUAGAACAGAAAGUAAGCCUACUGGAGUGGCAGCUUGAAAACAUGAAACAAAAGCUGGAGCUUCAGGAAAUAACCCACCGACGGGAAAUGAGCACUUUGAGCGAAAAGAACCAGUCAAUUCAUGGUUUCCAAAGUGACAGACAAGAUGACACUCUCCAGGUGUUUUAUCAGAGGCUCUCCUAUUUCCUCAUGACUGGUGAACAUAGCAGCAAGGAAAUUAUGGAAGAAAUUGAAAGGCAAAUUUCAAACCUACAACAAAAGACGGCGUUUGAUUACAAAAACACUAAAGAAUUCGUGACUCCUGCCUCUGUGAAGCUGGAUAAAGAAAGAUAUUCUUCUAAAAUUGAUGGAACUGCUCCUCGGGAGUAUGCAACUCAAUUAAAGGCGCAGAUGGAAACAGCAGAUAAUCAGCUGAAAACAUGCGAGAAAAUAAUCCACAGAUUGUACGGUGAAAACAACGAUCUUACACAACAAAAUCUGAAUCUGGAGGGAAAGCUCAAGUCAGCAUCACGUUCUCAAGAGAAGCUUCAGCGCAAGAAAGUCCUUCUGCAAAAACUUGUCGAUAAACUCAAUGGUCAAGUAGAAAAAGAUGCGAUGCGACAUCAAUCUUACUUAGUAUUGGAACUCGAUAAAGAUGUUUCUUUAUAAAGGAUCGGUUUAACGGUUUUAAAAUACGUAUGAUAACCAAGAGGGAAAUGUUCAUCCACACACUUUUUACUGGUUAUGUAAUUGAAACCUUGGGAUCCUUUUUUGUUUCUGAAGAAGAAACAAAUGCUGUGCAAGUCACGUGCCCAUUGGGUUGCUUAAUGAUUUUGUAUCAUCGUAUCGGGAAAAUGUAACGUAAACUUUUUAUAGGUUUUUUUUUAAUCAAUAUUUUCGGACUGGAAAUGUUUUAUUGUACUGAUUUAGUGAGAAACCUUAUAAACGGUGGGUUUUGCACCCUAAAAAAAUGUACAAAGUACUUGGAGGACUUAUUGGCUUCGUAGAGUUUCCCCUUUGAUAUUUCAUAUUUUUAGUCAUGGAAGAGGUGUAAGUAUUCAGACUAGGAGAAAGCCUAUGUACAUUAUUGCAUAAACAAUAAAUGGAGGCAAAACUUCGCACUUGGCCAAAUCGCAGGAAUUUGCCGGAAAAAUCCUGCGUCUCGUAAAUUUUUUUCAGGUUUUAUUCAAGGUUUUCGCAGUGUGAUCUACAAAGCGAUCUUUUGGAAAACCCCGUGGGAACGGAUUUGACUGAAAACUCGGGUUGAUGCUGAAUAACGCGCCAAAGUUUCGGUAGCUAACGAUCCUAAAAAUUCUGUUUUUCUGUUGUUCAUCUCAAGAUUAAGACAUUAAUAUUCUCACAAAGCCUUGAAAUUUUGGAGUUGAAUUUUCCGUGAAACGAAACAGAAUACACUAGCUCAGGAGUGAAGACGGGCUCUAUUACUCUUAAGAUUUAUGGUUUGAAGUACAUCAAGGUUCCUAAAUUUUAAGGGACGUGCCCCCCUGAGGACCGAAUCUUGUCACUGAAGUUACCCCACUUCAUUCGCUGGUCUGUCCCCACGUCAGAGAUCUCUCGACUGAGAAUUAUUAGGCGGGAUUUUAAGCUGCAUGAAUAAAAGAUUAAAAAUUCAAA
Molecule: messenger RNA, 12211 nt
Organism: Pocillopora damicornis (cauliflower coral)
Lineage: Eukaryota; Metazoa; Cnidaria; Anthozoa; Scleractinia; Pocilloporidae
Source: RefSeq, a predicted model, not a curated record